Messenger RNA from Condylura cristata (star-nosed mole), 3087 nucleotides. It is a transcript of the gene RTEL1, whose product is annotated as regulator of telomere elongation helicase 1. The record is from RefSeq and is a predicted model, not a curated record. The transcript has 24 exons. Gene Ontology annotation, cellular component: nucleus. Gene Ontology annotation, biological process: regulation of double-strand break repair via homologous recombination; negative regulation of DNA recombination; telomeric loop disassembly. Gene Ontology annotation, molecular function: DNA binding; ATP binding; hydrolase activity, acting on acid anhydrides, in phosphorus-containing anhydrides. Bases 352 to 2370 code for a protein of 672 amino acids. Lineage: Eukaryota; Metazoa; Chordata; Mammalia; Eulipotyphla; Talpidae.
CCGAAGGUCAUCUACGCCUCCAGGACCCACGCGCAGCUCUCCCAGGCCGUCCGCGAGCUCCGCAGCACGGCCUACCGGCCCCGGGUGUGUGUGCUGGGCUCCCGGGAGCAGCUGUGCCUCCACCCCGAGGUGAAGCGGCAGGAGAGCAGCCACGUGCAGAUCCACCUGUGCCGCAGGAAGGUGGCCAGCCGCUCCUGCCACUUCUACAACAACGUGGAGGAGAAGAGCCUGGAGCAGGAGCUGGCCGCGCCCAUCCUGGACAUCGAGGACCUGGUCAGGAGUGGCAGCCGGCACAAGCUGUGCCCGUACUACCUCUCCCGGAGCCUGAAGCAGCAGGCCGACAUCAUCUUCAUGCCCUACAAUUACCUGCUGGACGCCAAGAGCCGCCGGGCCCAGGGCAUCGACCUGCAGGGCGCGGUCGUGAUCCUCGACGAAGCGCACAACGUCGUGAGUACUGGUCUGCCCUGCCGGGUCUCCCCAGGGGCGCCCCGACCCGCAACCAGCCCUCGGGCUCCUGCUGGCACCCAGAGCUACAUCUUCGAGCUGUUCGCCGAAGCUCAGAUCACCUUCCAGACCAAGGCCUGCCUCCUGGACUCCCUGGACCAGGUCAUCCAGCACCUGGCCGGCCGCACCGGGCCGCUGGCCAGCACCGCGGGACUGCAGAAGUUGGCGGACAUUGUCCAGGUCGUGUUCAGCGCCGAGGACGCCGGGCCGGAGCUCUCCCAGUGCUACAAGGUGCACGUCCACCCCGACGCCGGGCACCAGCGGACAACCCAGCGCUCUGAGGCCUGGAGCGCCGCAGCGGCCAGAAAGCCAGGUACCGCGCGUCGGGCGCAGCGGCCGGGCUCUACCCGAGGCCCCGCCCGCUUCUCCGACGCCUGCCUGUCCUCGCUGGGGAAGGCGCUGGGCAACAUCGCCCGCGUGGUCCCCCACGGGCUGCUGGUCUUCUUCCCCUCCUACCCCGUCAUGGAGAAGAGCCUGCGCUUCUGGCAGGCCAACGGCGUGGCCAGCAAGCUAGAGGCGCUGAAGCCCCUAUUUGUGGAACCCAGGAACAAAGGCAGCUUUUCCGAGGUCACGGAGGCCUACUGCGCUCGGGUCGCCGCCCCGGGAUCCGCCGGGGCCACCUUGCUGGCCGUGUGCCGCGGGAAGGCCAGCGAGGGCCUGGACUUCGCCGACAACAACGUGGCCGCUGCGCCCAGCCCCCUGUGUGCCAGGAAGGCCAGGAGCCCGGACCUGCACGUGCCCAGCCUGCAGCGGGGGCGCUCAGGGACGCCGGCCCCCAGGGACACCGAGAGCAGCCUGUGCGUGGAGUAUGAGCGGGGGCCUGGUCGGGCCCUCAGCAGGCCCGCGGGGCUGCUGGCCGCCCUGGACCACAGCGAACAGCAGGCCGCGGGCCUGGGGGAUGAGGCGCCCCCCCAGGAGGAGGAGCGUGUGCCGAGGCUGGCAGAGGAGCGGCGCGGAGGGAGGAAGCGGAUCAGGCUGGUCGGCGGCCCGGGGGCGCCCCUGGCCGGAGCGCAGGAGGACAGGGCCAAGGUGUUCCUGGCCGCGGUGAAGCGGGCGCUGAGCCGGGCCAGCUUCGACGCCUUCACCCGGGCCCUGCAGGACUACAAGGCCUCAGAUGACUUCGAGGCCCUGGUGGCCCGCCUCGGUCCACUCUGGGCCAACGAUCCCGAGAAGCACGGCCUGCUGCAAGGCUUCUGCCAGUUCGUGCGGCCUCACCACAAGCAGCGCUUUGAGGAGACCUGCCGUCAGCUGACCGGCCGGGGCUGCGGGCCCGAGCAUGGCCAUCCCCGUGGGCUUGGGGCUGGGCCGGGCCAGGCCGAAGGGGGUGCAGACCCCAGGCUGACCGUGUCCCAAGGCGCAGCCCAGCAGCUGGACCCUGGAGAGCAUCUGAACCAGGGCGGCCCCCACCUGCUCACCGGGCCUCCCCACACAGGAGCCCCUGGGGCCGAGAAGCCAGGCCAAGCUGCUGCCCGCGCCUACCUGGCCGAGGCCCGCCGCGCCCUGGGGGCUGCCGCCUGCAGCCGGCUGCUGGCCGCCCUCAGGGCCUACAAGCGCGACGACGACUACGACAAGAUGGUGGCCGUGGUGGCCGAGCUCACCACCGCCCGGGCCCAGGACGCGCCCCUGCUGCAGAGGUUCGCCAUGUUCGUGCGGCCGCAGCACCAGCAGCGCUUCCGGCAGACGUGCAGGGACCUGGCCGGCCCUGCCUCCCGGAGGUGCCCGGCCUGCCACGCCGCCGCCAGGAAGCAGAGCCUCGCGCAGGUGUUCUGGCCCGAGCCCUCAGACGCGCCCCUGGGGGACCCGAGCACAGCGGCCGCACCCGCCUGUGAGGACCCCGGCGGCCUCCUGGGCCCGGGGCGCCAAUAAACCUGCGCCCUGCGGCUGUGGCUGGUCUGCGCCUUUGGGGCGGGAGGCCAGCGCUGUGCUCUGGCGCGUCACUGGCACGGGCGCCCCGACCCCUCCUCGGCCAGGAGCCGAGCGACGCGGUGCCCAGCACCAGGCCUUCAGCCCCUCACAGUCACAGCCCGGCCGGGGCAGGAGGGGCCGAGGCUGGGGCUCCCCCGGCUGACCCCUCUCCUGGGCAGGGCCGACACGGCCCCGAGGCUGCAGCUCCGGGCCCCGCAGCGGGCAGACACAGGCCUUGUGGGAGCCCGCGGGCACCGCUGCCGCUGGACCAUGAAGCCCUCGGAGACCAGUGUGGGCACCCCUGGGCAGCCGCCCUGCUCUGGGCUGGCGCAGAGGUCGAGCAGCGGCCGCUUCUGCCGGGAGCAGGCACCCUGCCUGCCGGCGGCCGUCCCGGUGGACGCCCUCACCCGCGCCCAGCCGGAACACGCAGCGCGGGCCCUGCCCCCGGGGCACCUUCUCGGCCCGCGGCUCCAGCCCCAGGGUGUGCCGGCCGGGCCUGACCCUCCGUGCACCAGCUGCCCCCGCAUGUGGCCUCCCAGGACAUGUCCCACAGGAGGCUGCUGCAGGCCCUGGCGCGCCCCCAGGGAGGCCUCACCCGCUUGCGGGUGAAGCUGCGGGGCUGGGGACGGGCGCCCACGGCUCCCGGGGUCCGAGUGCCGCCAGGCAGCAGAUGGGGCG